CUCCAUCAUCAUUUGUUUGUACGACUUGGUGACACAACAAUGGAUACUAACCUUAAUAUAGUUUUGACUCUUAUUUUGUCAUUAUGCUCAAUCGUUAUCCAUGGUUAUGACGACUGCGGAGAUGGAUUCUACUGCAACACUGGCUACUGCUGUAAUAGUGGCUUGGAAUGCUGUUACUCUUGGGGAGCGGGUAGCAUAGCUGGCACGGUGAUCGGUCUGUUCGUGUUUAUCGCAAUAGUAAUCACAUGCGUCGUAUGUUGUCGACGAAGAAACCGGGCCGUGUUUGUCCAGCAAGCCCAAUCGCCUUUCGUGUCUGUUGUCAGUUCUACGAACCAAAUGGGCCAGCAGGUCCAGUAUCCGGGGCAACAGUACGCCCCGUCCCAAUAUCCGGGAGCUGGCGCCGCCUAUCCACCACAACCACCACAAUACGGGAAAUAUUGAAGCCUAUGAUAGUUUUAGUUAUCGUGCUGGUUUUAAAGAAUAGUUAUUGAAUCUUAACCUGUACAGUUCUUUACGAUUUUUUUUACCUCUGAACUCAUUAGAUAUGACUUAUGGAUUCUUUAAAAUAAACUACUACUAAUGCAGUGGUAAAGUUAUCAAUAAUGCCCAAAACAGUUUCAAUUAAACUAAAACUGCUGUUUCCAUACGUUAGAUGACGUUCGUGUUUCCGGAACGUGUUCAAGAAUAAGUUGGUUUUGUUUCGGUAUCAAUUAAGACUUUCUUUUGUUUUUAAUAUAAAAUAUAUACCGCAUCUCUGCCGUCAGUUAAAUAUGUUUUCACAUUAUUUUUUACAUGCAUGUGUUUCUGUGAAUAAAUAGAGAAUAUUAAA
Messenger RNA from Mya arenaria, 829 nucleotides. RefSeq lists its product as uncharacterized. The transcript has 4 exons. NCBI's taxonomy places the organism in Eukaryota, Metazoa, Mollusca, Bivalvia, Myida, Myidae. The record is from RefSeq and is a predicted model, not a curated record. Bases 40 to 441 code for a protein of 133 amino acids.